CGCAAGAAGUUGACAAAAAUGAAAGAAAAUCACCAGAAGUUUCCUCCACUCUUGCUCACAAUGAUCAAAUCUCCACUCUAUGUAGCCUUAUUCGCUGCUUAUCUCUACCGAUCCCACAAGAAGAGGAGGGAAUCCCUCCACGCCCCCAACCGUUAGCUGCUUCCCGACCGACCACACCUACGUAGGCAGCUAUGCCGAUUACGGCUCCAGCUUCCUUGCCUUGCCACCGCACUUCUGCUUUCAUCCCCAGGCUCCCGCGUUCAUUGCCUACUCUCCAGCCCUCUCCUACUCCCGGCUAUCGCGGUUUCUUUCCUGCAAGAAUCCGAGCGAGCUCUUCUAUUGCUCUGAAGCCCGAAUCAUAUGUUGAAGAUCAAGAUACUUCAUCUGCGGACUUGUUUGCUUGCCCCAUUUGUUAUGAGCCGCUAAUCAAGAAAGGACCUUCUGGUUUCAACUUGCCAGCACUCUAUAGAUCUGCUUUUAAAUGUACAAAGUGCAACAAGUCAUACUCCAGCAAAAACAUCUACAUUGAUCUUACUGUUACUUCUGGCGCAAAAGAGUACAAUGAGUUCAAACCUACUGGGACUGAACUAUUCAGGAGUCCACUUGUUUCAUUUGCAUAUGAAAGGGGCUGGCGCCAAAAUUUCAACCGAAGUGGAUUUCCUGGUCCUGAUGAAGAGUUCAAUAUGGCCCAGGAAUACUUCCAACCAGCUCAAGGUGGAGUGCUUGUAGAUGUCAGCUGUGGCAGUGGGUUGUUCUCCAGGAAAUUUGCCAAAUCAGGGGCCUACUCAAGAGUUAUUGCACUUGACUUUUCUGAGAAUAUGCUUCUCCAGUGUUACAAUUUCAUUAAAGAUGAUGAUACCAUCUUAAGCUCCAAUCUUGCACUUGUGAGAGCUGAUGUUUCAAGGCUUCCAUUUCCAUCUGGCUCUAUUGAUGCCGUUCAUGCUGGUGCAGCCUUGCAUUGCUGGCCAUCUCCUUCAAAUGCAGUUGCUGAAAUCAACCGAAUAUUACGAAGUGGUGGAGUUUUUGUUGGAAGCACUUUUCUUCGAAAUAAUCCAUCAGUCCCUUCCUUCUUAAGACCUUUUAGACAGAUGAUGAUGAGGAACAACUAUUUCACGGCCGAGGAGAUUGAAGAGUUGUGCACAUCUUGCGGUCUCAUUGAUUACACGAAAAGAAUACAGCAAUCCUUCAUCAUGUUCUCCGCCCAAAAACCUUAAGUAUAUGUUGGUUACGGGGAAAUUGCAAAAAAUAUCUCCCAUGUAUACCAAUUAUUAUUUUUGUCCUAUAUUUAUCUUGUUGGAAAAAUAUAUUCCUCAUGUUUGCAAAAGUCGCUAUUUUUAUCCCCUUUGGCCGCGCGUGGGGUGAAUGUAAUGCACAGACAAAGGACAAAAAUAACGACUUCUGCAAAUAUGUAAGAUAUAUUUUAUCACAGAGAUAAAUACAGAUGGUGUAUACAUGAGGUAUAUUUUCUGCAAUUUUCUCGUUGGUUAUGGAACACCAUGAUGUGUUUCUGCAAACCAUAAGAUAAUCUGAUGUCUUCUUGUUUGAUGAUGGCGCCGAACCGAUUCAAGAUACGUUCCGAUCUUCUUCACAUUUUGAGGUUGUCUUUCACUUGCUUUAUUUACUUGUUGUAGUUAAUAAAACCCAUAUUACGAUGGUAGUUGAGAAUGUAAAGCAAGCUAAAUAUAGUGAAAUGAACAUAGAAAAAAUUUCAAUGUUGGUUC
This is a messenger RNA of Andrographis paniculata, 1721 nucleotides long. RefSeq lists its product as uncharacterized. Gene Ontology annotation, molecular function: S-adenosylmethionine-dependent methyltransferase activity. Lineage: Eukaryota; Viridiplantae; Streptophyta; Magnoliopsida; Lamiales; Acanthaceae. The transcript is spliced from 8 exons. The record is from RefSeq and is a predicted model, not a curated record. The coding region runs from base 192 to 1214 and encodes 340 amino acids.